AGCAGCCUAGUCCAGUGGAGCAGGGCGGGCGUGGGAAUCCGGGCUGGGCCCAGGCCGCCAGGUUUCCAGGCCCCGCCCGCCCUGACAGUCCUGAUGGGCAGACUCUGGCCCGGUCCUAGACCCCCACCGCUGCAACUUCCACAUUCAGGAGGAGGCAAGAUGGCGAGUGGGCCAAAUGGGCUCGAGGAGUGGGUGGGCAGCGCAUACCUGUUUGUGGAGUCCUCGCUGGAUAAAGUGGUCCUGUCUGAUGCCUACGCUCACCCCCAGCAGAAGGUGGCGGUGUACAGGGCUCUGCGGACUGCACUGGCAGAGAGUGUUGGGAGUCCGGAGGUGCUGCAGAUGCUCAAGAUCCACCGCAGUGAACCGCAGCUGAUUGUGCAGGUGCGUUUCUGCGGACGCCAGCCCUGCAGCCGCUUCCUGCGCGCUUAUCGCGAGGGGGCGCUGCGCGCCGCGCUGCAAGGGUGCUUGGCAGCAGCACUCGCCCAGCAUUCGGUGCCGUUGGAACUGGAGCUGCGCGCUGGCGUGGAGCGACUGGAUACCUUGCUGACGGAUGAAGAGCGCUGUUUGAGUUGUAUCUUCGCCCAGAAGCCUGAUCGGCUCCGGGACGACGAGCUCUCUGAGUUAGAGGAUGCGCUCCGGAAUCUGACAUGCGGCUCAGGGGGCCAGGGUAGCGACGUGGAGGUCGCUCCGGUGCCCUCGCAGUCCCUGGAUGCCUCUCUCUCAGACGAGAAGCCGCCGCCGCCGCCGCCGCCAUCUGGUCAGACUUUUCUGUUCCAGGGUCAGCCCAUAGUGAACCGGCCGCUGAGCCUGCAGGACCAACAGACGUUCGCGCGCUCAGUAGGCCUCAAGUGGCGCAAAGUUGGGCGCUCCUUGCAGCGAGGCUGUCGUGCGCUGCGGGACCCGGCGCUCGACUCACUGGCCUAUGAGUACGAGCGCGACGGGCUGUACGAGCAGGCCUUCCAGCUGCUGCGGCGCUUCGUGCAGGCCGAGGGUCGCCGCGCCACGCUGCAGCGCCUGGUAGAGGCACUAGAGGAGAACGAGCUCACCAGCCUGGCAGAGGACUUGCUGGGCCUGGCGAAUCCCGAUGGCAGCCUGGCCUAGGUUGGGUACCAGAGAAAGGGACGAACGGCCAGUUGUCCAGCCCAGGUUUGGAGCACUUGGAUGACCCUAGAGUCCCUUCUGCUGCUACUGCUGGGCUCUGUCCAUCCAUGGGACUCUGAGACCACACUUAUAACCCCACUUAGCCGAACUGUUGGAGCUGCUGGGCAGUGUUGAUUGCCUUCUUUGAGUUGGGCAAGCACCCACCAUGCCUACUGGGGUGCCACUGGGGAUUUGGCUCCAGAUACUAUGACAGAGACAGAGUGCAUGGGUGACCUGCUGCAGCAGUCUGCCCACCCCAAAUGAAGGGCUUCUGGCCAGCCCUUACCUCUUCACUCACUGAACAGGUAACUGCUCAUUAAGCACUUGCUGUGUCCUAGUUAUCAUCCUGGUGCUGUAAAUACUGUGGUGAACAAGAUACAUGAAACUGCCUGGCCCCAGUUCAUACUCAGUGUCGGACUGCAAAUAUUAAGCAACUGUAAUAAAAUAUCACCUGUU
This is a messenger RNA of Leopardus geoffroyi (Geoffroy's cat), 1596 nucleotides long. It is a transcript of the gene TRADD, whose product is annotated as TNFRSF1A associated via death domain. Gene Ontology annotation, biological process: positive regulation of canonical NF-kappaB signal transduction; extrinsic apoptotic signaling pathway. Bases 94 to 1101 code for a protein of 335 amino acids. The record is from RefSeq and is a predicted model, not a curated record. The transcript has 6 exons. Gene Ontology annotation, cellular component: tumor necrosis factor receptor superfamily complex. Gene Ontology annotation, molecular function: transmembrane receptor protein tyrosine kinase adaptor activity. NCBI's taxonomy places the organism in Eukaryota, Metazoa, Chordata, Mammalia, Carnivora, Felidae.